Messenger RNA from Hibiscus syriacus, 450 nucleotides. Its product is annotated as eukaryotic translation initiation factor 4B2-like. The transcript has 2 exons. Gene Ontology annotation, molecular function: translation initiation factor activity. The coding region runs from base 160 to 447 and encodes 95 amino acids. Lineage: Eukaryota; Viridiplantae; Streptophyta; Magnoliopsida; Malvales; Malvaceae. The record is from RefSeq and is a predicted model, not a curated record.
AAUAUAUAAUUUAAAGAAACCAAAGAGGAAAAGAUAUUGAAAGAAGAAAUAGAUAAUUUAAAGAAGGAACUUGAGAAAAAUUCGACACCGAGUUCAGAACCUGCCGGGGACCAACACUCUUUACAUGAAAAACUUCUGCACAAGGAAAGGGAAUUAGAGAUGCUAAUCAAAGAUUUAGGGAACAAAAUUAGAUUUGGGCAGAAAGCUGUUGAAAGGCCUGGAUCUGGAGCUGGCAGGACUGGCAGCUUCCCUGAUGGACCUCCUUCUCAGUCUGGAUCUAUUGAUGGCUCUAGAAGUGUGGAGUUCACGGAUAGGCCUAGAUCUCGUGGUACUGCAGCUGCAUGGACAAUGCCUGGUGAUGAGCGAAGAGGAUUUCAAGGUGGCAGGGAUAGAGGAUUUCAAGGAAACAGAGAUAUGGAAAGGCCAAGAUCAAGGGAGAGAUGGUGAACC